AUGAGGAAAGAGCUAGCCCGAAACGUUAAGGAACGUGUCAACAACUAUGAUGCAGACAACGUUGAAGAUUUUACCACAGCUUUCCUCAAAGAGGUGCGACGCAGCAAGCAGGAGGACAAGGCGUUUGAUGAAAGUCACCUACAGAUGACUAUGACCGAUAUCUUUAUGGCGGGAGCAAUUGAUAUCGGCAACAACCUCAAGUGGUCACUUCUAUAUCUACUCCACUACCCGGAAGUCCAGGAGAAGUGUUUCCAGGAGAUCAAAGAACACAUCGGACUGGAGAGAAGACCAACGAUGAUGGACAAGCCCAACCUUCCUUACGUUGAGGCUAUGUAUUCAGAAGUAUUGAGACACACAGAUGCGGUCCAGACAGGAAUGCCAUAUACAGUCCCCUGCGACGUCCAGUUCAUGGGCUACACGUUCCCUGAGGGUGUCACUAUCAUUCCCGUGUUAAACUCAGUGCUUCACGAUCAGACUGCGUUUUGA
Molecule: messenger RNA, 486 nt
Organism: Haliotis rubra (blacklip abalone)
Lineage: Eukaryota; Metazoa; Mollusca; Gastropoda; Lepetellida; Haliotidae
Product: cytochrome P450 2C19-like
Exons: 2
Coding region: 1-486 (161 amino acids)
Biological process (GO): xenobiotic metabolic process
Cellular component (GO): intracellular membrane-bounded organelle; cytoplasm
Molecular function (GO): heme binding; iron ion binding; oxidoreductase activity, acting on paired donors, with incorporation or reduction of molecular oxygen, reduced flavin or flavoprotein as one donor, and incorporation of one atom of oxygen
Source: RefSeq, a predicted model, not a curated record